Molecule: messenger RNA, 1611 nt
Organism: Nilaparvata lugens (brown planthopper)
Lineage: Eukaryota; Metazoa; Arthropoda; Insecta; Hemiptera; Delphacidae
Exons: 5
Coding region: 1140-1394 (84 amino acids)
Source: RefSeq, a predicted model, not a curated record
CCUCACUAUAGCUAAUACUGUAACUAAUAUUCAUAGAUAUUAAACUGCAAUGUCGUUAAAAUAGUUCACAAGAGGACUUUUAAUUUUGUAAUCAGAAAAUAUAAUUGUCGUAUAUUUCCAGGAGAAAAUUUGUUCACCAGAAUUGCUUGAGCUUUCUUUUUUUGGGGAAGUAUGCUAUUGUGUACCGUACAUUAAUUUGAUUAUUGCAGUGUAUAUUGUAUAGUCUAUUGAUUAAUUUUUUGUCAUUCAUGAGGAAUAAAUAAAUAAAUAAAAUUAAGUUUUGUAUCAUUCAAUAGUGGAGUUAUCACCGAUUAAAAAUAUCGUGGAGAAACUGUAACCGAACUGGCGGGUAGAUCUGGUAGCAGGCCCAACCAGUUCGGACAUAAACUUAAACCUAGUUAGGAGGUCGGCCCAGUCCUGCCUAUACGACCCUGGAAGCCCUCUGAGCUUGAGUGGGUUAAAAUCUCAACCCCAAUGGGAAAGAGGCACAAACUCCUCCAGGAGACGCAGACCACAGCAGAACUGUUCGACUCUUCCUCUUAUAUAUCUAUAACAUGCCUUAACUAAGUGAGAACAGGGCGACUGGAGAAACAUAACGACUGUUGAAUCGAAAUAGAUUAAAUUUACGACAUAAAUUGAAUAAAUCGAUAUAAUGUAUCCCUCAAUAGUUCGCAAGAAUGUCCAAUUAGUUGUUAACGUUGGAACAUAAAACUCUUCUCAACUCUCAUUAAAUUCAAAUUCUAAUACUACACGAAAUUAAUGCCUUAGACAUCGGCUUAAAAAAGAAACAUAGGUACAUACAUUUAACUACUCUCUACAUUAUGAAAAUAUGCAAUUGUCAUGAACCACAAGGUUUGACAUACCCCCAAACAUCAGUUCCUUCUGAAGAGAAAUAAUUUUUCCCAACUUUAAAAACUAAAAGCUGAUCAGGCAGUUUUGGCUGACAGACUAAAAAUGCUGAGGAGAGGUAGAAGUGGGGCUAGCAUUCUCGUCUCCCCUCCAGCCAGCUAGUGGAAAAAGCUUUCCACUUAUCUUUCUGUAAAAUUACACACUUUUUGAUCGCCUACCUCCUGAGACAGACCGAGCUGGCCCGUGGAUGGUCAUCCCCUGGUUCUCCAUUCAGACCAUGGCAAGUUAGGAUGGACAUCAACAGUAUAACGGCAAAGAAAGCAACAAAUGUUCUUCGAAGGGUUGUCAGUGAUCAUAGUGAAGUAUUAUCCAAUGAAAUGAUGAACACUAUAAACACUUUCAUGAUCACAGUUAACGUCUUUGAUGUACGCAUAGCACCAUUUGGCUGUUACACGAUUAAGAGGGAGAAUGUGAAAAGUGCUGUCUCUUAUUGUUUGGCCUACAUCAUGUUCGUCGUGCAAGUUCAUACUUUUCUCAUAAAAUAAAACUAUUACCGUAUUGAAAUUAAUUCUCAAAAAUAUAGGCUAUAGGUAUUAUUUUCUGUGUGCUACAGAAUGUACAAUGGAGCUGUAAGUGGUUUCAUAGGAAUAAUUGCUAAUAUGGCAAUUAAUUGCUAUACAUAGCAAUAAUUAUUAUUAGUAGGUUGAAAGUCCAUUAUACUAAAAUAUUAAUUAAAAUAUUGAUAUUUGAAUAAAUGACAUA